AUGGAAAACAGUACUUAUCCCCCCUAUUUUAACCUCACCAUGUUUGUUAACAUAGGCAUCUACCGGUACCCAACAUUUGUCUUGUGUCUCCUGUUGUAUGCUGUCAUUAUCUCUGCUAAUCUUGUCAUUCUUGUGGUAAUAUCACGAGAAAAAGUCUUACAUGAACCCAUGUAUAUUUUUAUUAUGUGUCUUUCUAUUAACUCGCUGUACGGUUCUGCUGGUUUCUUUUUCAGAUUUUUAAGAGACCUUCUGUCUGAUACUCAUUUGAUCCCACGAUCAGCUUGUUUAAUUCAGAUCUAUGUCAUUUACACCUAUGCAUCCUAUGAGCUAACCCUUUUAGCAGUCAUGGCUUAUGACCGGUAUGUUGCUGUGUGUCAACCUUUACACUAUCACAGCAAAAUGACCUCAAAGAUGAUCUCUAAGUUGAUUGCGUUUGCAUUCAUUUAUCCAGUCUUUUCUAUUGCAGCUUGUGUAUAUUUGGCCGCAAGACUUCCAUUGUGUGGCAAUAAGAUACCUAAGGUAUUCUGUGCCAAUUGGCCUGUUGUAAAAUUGUCUUGUGUGAGUACUUUGUUUAACAAUCUUGUUGGCAUGUUUGUGUCCACCAGCACUGUGUUUCUGCCCCUGGCUUUUGUGCUGUACACGUACGCACGCAUUUUUCUCACUUGUAGGAAACGCUCUACAGAGUUCAAGAGCAAAGUCAUACAAAGCUGUCUGCCACACAUUGUUACAUUUGUGAAUUAUUCCAUUACUGUGUUUUGUGAUGUUGCUCUCAGCAGGACUAAUCUGGAUGAAGUGAAUCCAUUUUUAGUAGUACUUUUAUCACUUGAGUUUGUUGUGAUUCCUCCCAUUUUGAAUCCUCUUGUAUAUGGACUAAAGUUACCAGAAAUAAGAAAAUGUUUGUCACAGAUGUUUUCAUGCUCUAAACCUGCCUAA
Messenger RNA from Eleginops maclovinus (Patagonian blennie), 933 nucleotides. RefSeq names its product olfactory receptor 4B13-like. Gene Ontology annotation, biological process: G protein-coupled receptor signaling pathway; detection of chemical stimulus involved in sensory perception of smell. NCBI's taxonomy places the organism in Eukaryota, Metazoa, Chordata, Actinopteri, Perciformes, Eleginopidae. The transcript has a single exon. The record is from RefSeq and is a predicted model, not a curated record. The coding region runs from base 1 to 933 and encodes 310 amino acids. Gene Ontology annotation, cellular component: membrane. Gene Ontology annotation, molecular function: G protein-coupled receptor activity; odorant binding; olfactory receptor activity.